AUGGACUUUUUGGACCGCGAAGAUGCAGACGGUAUCCGUGUGACGUGGAGCAAUGUGCCCAAAUCCAAGCUUCAACACCAAAGAAAUGUGGUCCCGCUAACGGCCCUCUACACCCCACUCAACACAAAACUGCAAACAGCAACUGUCCCCGAGUCGUUGAUGAUGCGCUGUCGUCAAUGUAGAGCGUUUGCUCAUCCCUACGUGCAGAUGGAUAGCGACCGGUGGGUAUGUCUGUACUGUUCAUCCACAAAUCCGUUGAUGAAGAUGCAGAGCGGGGAGUGGCAUCCUGCGCUCCAACACACGACCAUUGAAUUUGUCACAGAAAGGCGCGCGCCGGUCCCGCCGAUCUUCUUGUAUGUGGUGGAUACGUGUUUUGAGGGAGAAGACAUUCUAGAAGCGUACGAGGCGUUACGUAGCUCUCUUCUAUACUCGGUCAUGCUUUUACCCUCCGAUGCGCUCGUAGGUAUCAUUAGUUUUGGUCGCCAUGUGCAAUUGCACGAUUUGCACACGCCGCUGAACUCCGUAGUGUUCAAUGGUCUGAAGAAGUAUGCUAUGGACGAGAUCAGGAAGCUUCUAAGAAUGGAAACUGUAGGCUACGCCAAUGGCAAGUUGGGGCCUGUCGCGCGUCGCUUUUUGGCAGGCGUGGAGGUUGUUGAAUACGAACUCAACUCCAUCUUCGAGCUGUUAACCAAUAAUAUCUUCAAGCACGGCGAAUUCGAGAGACCUGCGCGUGCCACUGGCUGUGCCAUGAACAUUGCUGCUUCGUUGCUCCAAGCUAUUUUGGGCAAAGACACUGCCGUUGGUGGCCAUAUCAUGUGUUUCAUUGGCGGUGCUGUGACUGUUGGGCCCGGUAAAGUUGUAGAUAUCCCCAAAAAGGAACCAAUCAGGUCUCAUCACGAUAUUGAGAAGUCUAAGGCUUCUCAGCUCCCCAAUAUUUCCAACGGUGUUGCGAAAGUGAACCCUCUGCUUUGGACUGAGGCGAGACUGUUUUACAGCGAGGUUGCUACUGUUUUGUGUACUCUUGGAAUCGCAAUGAAUCUCUUCAUUGGCUCCUAUGAUCAGGCAGGUCUCCACGAAAUGGCGGUCGUUUGCUCCAAGACUGGAGGUAGUGUAGUGAUGUGCGAUUCGUUUAACACAUCUUUAUUCAAACAGAGUGUCAUCAAAUUCUUCGCUCGUAAGAGCGAUACCCAGGAUCCUGAGAACGAAGGCGCACAAGAAUCUCCCGAGGAUGACUGCUUAUUGAUGGCAUACAAUGGUCAGUUGGAAUGUCGUACAAAUAAAGAUCUCCAGGUACAAGGACUUAUUGGCCAUGCAUCGGCGAUUCCACUUCGCAAAGAUAACUUCACUUCUGUUUCGCCGAUUGUGGUUGGGGAGGGAAAUACCAACGCAUGGAAAUUAUGCUCUGUAAACCCCCAAUCUACAUACGCCCUCUACUUCGACAAACUUGACUCGCAAGCUUUGGGCUCUACCCACUUACAGUUCACGUUCUUUUACCAGCACCCGAGUGGAGAGCACCGAAUUAGAGUCACCACCCUCGCACUUGGUGUGAUUGCAGACACAGAUGCGCAGGCGCUCCUCUACGGUUUCGACGCGGAUGCUGCACUUGUUGCGAUAGCGCGCAGUCAAAUCGAAAAACUCUACGCUCCAGGAAAGAGUAUGUGGGCUCUGACUUUUGACAGCAGUGACUUGAAUAAGCAUUUGGACCGUAUAAUUAUAGACUACUGUGCACAAUUUGGUCAUUACACUAAGGGUGAACCGGCGUCGUUCCUGAUUGCCGAUCCAUACUUCGAUUUGGCUAACAAAUUAUACCACUUGCGUCGUUCACCCUUUAUUCGUGUUUUCAAUAGUUCGCCCGAUGAAACAAGUUUUUAUCACCAUGUUCUCAUGCAUGAGGAGGUUUACAACGCUUGUAUUAUGAUCAAGCCUUCGCUUCUAAGCUACGACAUGGACACUUACGGUCAAGUGGGAGCUAAUGGAGAAACAAUAGUUGACCCUAUUCCUGUUGAGUUGGACUCGAGCUCUUUGGGUCCUACGAAAAUUCUCUUGUUGGACACAUUCUUCCAAAUUCUCAUCUACCAUGGCAAAACGAUUGCUGCUUGGAGAAAGGCAGAUUAUCAGAAUCAAGAGGGUUACGAGUAUUUUAAGGAGUUCUUGAACGCACCAAGGGUGGAGGCGCUGUAUAUCCUCGCUGAUAGAUUUCCCUUGCCUCGUUUCAUUGACUGUGACGAAGGUGGAUCUCAAGCCAGAUUCUUAAUUGCUCGUUUGAAUUCAUCUACGAGUUACUCCACUGAUCCAAACUCUGUCAAUAACACUCAUGACAUUUUGACGGACGAUGCCAGUCUUGCAGAGUUCAUGGAUCGUCUCAAGCGCAACAUUGUCGGUAGCAAGAAAGCUGGUCCAAACGAUAAAAAAUUCUGA
Molecule: messenger RNA, 2418 nt
Organism: Australozyma saopauloensis
Lineage: Eukaryota; Fungi; Ascomycota; Pichiomycetes; Serinales; Metschnikowiaceae
Exons: 1
Coding region: 1-2418 (805 amino acids)
Biological process (GO): intracellular protein transport; endoplasmic reticulum to Golgi vesicle-mediated transport; COPII-coated vesicle cargo loading
Cellular component (GO): COPII vesicle coat; endoplasmic reticulum exit site
Molecular function (GO): GTPase activator activity; zinc ion binding
Source: RefSeq, a predicted model, not a curated record